AUGGCGGGAGUUCAACGAGCUUCGGCUGCAAGGGACGCGAGAUGGGCGCGAGCUUGGUUGAGCGAGUUUCAUUCUCGCAGCGGGUUGGGGACGACAGGGACCAAAGGUACACACUACUCACCCUCAAAUCCUCUUCUAAACGAAGAAGAAUUAUUGGAUUCAGACACGGAGACGGAGGAGGAGGAGGAUCCAAGUUUCGACAUCAUACACCAACACACUGAAUCUAAGUUUUCUAAACUCUCCAUCAACAGAUCUCGCUGCAGUGUUCCAUCAAAUUGUAUCAUAGGGACCACCAAUAAUCAGCAGCAGAAUAGUUUUGAGUUUGUUGAAAGCAUCAUUCAAGCUGGUCAAGUGGAGAAACUGAAAGUGGCCCAAUGUGAUGCAUGCACAGGAGAUAUUGUUAUGUUUGAGCAAAAUGUUUAUGAAACGUUUAACGUGGCCUCAAGGAGUGCUACCGGUCCUCCAUGUGGCACAAGGGUUGUUUCCGGUAGGAUUGUAAAAGAAAGCUAUGGUGCUGCUAAGCAACAACAUACAUUUACUAUUGAGGUGUUAUGGAGCAAAGGGGAGAAGCCACUUCCUCCCCUUCAUCCUUUACUCAUCAAAGGCAGAAACCUUUAUAGGUUAAAGACAAUGAGACAGAGAUGGGAAGAUGAAAGCCAAAGGAGGAAAAUUUUAUCUGAAAAACAUUCUAGAGGUGAUGCAGCACGACUUAACAGGGAAGCUCGUUUGCAGGAGAAGGAAAAGAAGAAAGCACUCAGGGAAAAUAGGGCAUCAAACGGGAACAUCCAAAAGGAUGAGAAGAAAACAGCGACAUCCCUAAUCCACACGAUGAUUUCUUCAGAGAACCCAAGAAAGCCUGACCUGCAAAAUAUUUCGAUUCAACAGGGAGGUGCACCAUGUAAAGGAGAUUUAGGAAACUGUUCAUUGAAGAGCAAUACUCACAAUAAUCAUGGAGGUACAUAUAAAGAAAACAUCAUCCCUAAUGAUUUGGGAAGCCCAGUUAGACGGGAGCCACAUAGUCCUUUUAAAAGAAGCUUUCAAGUAGAACAAAACAUCAACUAUAAUGAUUUCAGAAGUCCAGUUAGAAGGGAGCCACAUAGUCCUGUUAGAAAAAACUUUCAAGUAGAACAAAACAUCGUCCCUGCUGGUUUCAGAAGUCCAGUUAGACGGGAGCCACCUCGUCCUAUCAGAAGAAGCUUUCAAGUCAAACAAAACAUCAUCCCUAAUGAUGUCAGAAGUCCAGUUAGAGGAUAUCCUCGAAGUCCUUUUAGAAGAAGCUUUCUGGUGGAACAAGCCAUCAUCCCUAAUGAUUUGAGAAAUCCAGUUCGAGGUGAGCCACAUAGUCCCUUUAGAAAAAGCUUCCAGGCAGAACAAAGUACACACUUCUAUCCUUCUAGAGAAUUUGGAAGGCAUGAAUAUGAUCAUAGAGCAAAUACAUACCUUACUCGGAAUCCACGAGAAAGCUAUAAUUUCCAUCAAGGAAACAACCACCACCAUACACCAACGGGUGGCUAUCAAGGACAGAGGCAACAGUUGUGUAGAUACUAUACCCAAGGAAGGUGCCACUACGGAACUAACUGCAAAUAUCUGCACUGAUUGUGCAUUUUUCUGGCUUUACUUUUUUAUUUUCAGGAACAAUUAUGUUAGAAUGGAUUUUUAAUCCAUGCCCAGGAUUUUGAUGCCAAUUUUUUAUGAA
Molecule: messenger RNA, 1696 nt
Organism: Erigeron canadensis
Lineage: Eukaryota; Viridiplantae; Streptophyta; Magnoliopsida; Asterales; Asteraceae
Exons: 9
Coding region: 1-1596 (531 amino acids)
Molecular function (GO): metal ion binding
Source: RefSeq, a predicted model, not a curated record